AUGCAGCUGAGCGGCCCGGGCCGGGAGGCCGGCAUGGAGGGCGCGGCGGGUGACCCGUACCGGCGACCCGCGCGGCGCACCCAGUGGCUGCUGAGCGCCCUGGCGCACCACUACGGGCUGGACCGCGGCGUGGAGAACGAGAUCGUGGUGCUGGCCACCGGCCUGGACCAGUACCUGCAAGAGGUCUUCCACCACCUGGACUGCCGCGGCGCCGGCCGCCUGCCCCGCGCUGACUUCCGCGCUCUCUGCGCCGUGCUGGGGCUGCGCGCCGAGGGGGCCGCCGCCGGGGAGGCCUCCGGGGAUGCGGCCGCCCGAGACACGAACCCGGGGGAUGCGACCGCUGGCGACACGGCCGCUGGGGUGGCCAUCGACGGGGACGCGGAUGCCGAAGAGGAGGCGCGCCUGGCGCUGCGUGCGGAGCCGCCCGAGCUCACCUUCCGCCAGUUCCACGCGCGCCUCUGCGGCUACUUCGGCACCCGCGCAGGGCCCCGGCUGCCCCGCGGCGCUCUAAGCGAGCACAUCGAGACGCAGAUCCGCCUGCGCCGCCCGCGCCGCCGCCGCCGUCCGCCCCGCACGCCCGCCCCGGACGGCGGCCCCGACGGCGGCCGGGACGGCGAGCGCCUGGCGCGGUUGGAGGAGGAGAACAGCAGCCUGCGCGAGCUGGUGGAGGACCUGCGUGCCGCGCUGCAGAGCAGUGACGCGCGCUGUCUAGCGCUGCAGGUCGGCCUCUGGAAGAGCCAGGCGGGCGCGCAGGAGGCGGGGCGCGGCGGGCCCGAGGCGGCGGCGCGGGAGCUGCGGCAGGUGAUGCACUCUGGCCCGGCAUUGCAGGCCGUCACACCACCCCUGUGUAAGGGUGCCAUUCUGUGGGCAGCCAGGAAGUUGUCCCUAGUGGGUGGGCCCAUCCACAUAAGAACGUGCUGCCUACCCACAAGGAAACACUGGAAGAAGAGACCAGUGCCCGGGUGGAGGCCUGCCAUGCCUUGCUGCUCCAGAGCCAGGAUUCUGACAUCGCCUGGCCUCGAGUUUUGGGUGGUAGAGAUGGCUUCUGCCUGA
Neomonachus schauinslandi (Hawaiian monk seal) is the source of this 1053-nucleotide messenger RNA. It is a transcript of the gene EFCC1, whose product is annotated as EF-hand and coiled-coil domain containing 1. Gene Ontology annotation, molecular function: calcium ion binding. The transcript is spliced from 4 exons. Bases 1 to 1053 code for a protein of 350 amino acids. Lineage: Eukaryota; Metazoa; Chordata; Mammalia; Carnivora; Phocidae. The record is from RefSeq and is a predicted model, not a curated record.